Lobosporangium transversale is the source of this 432-nucleotide messenger RNA. RefSeq lists its product as hypothetical. The record is from RefSeq and is a predicted model, not a curated record. NCBI's taxonomy places the organism in Eukaryota, Fungi, Mortierellomycota, Mortierellomycetes, Mortierellales, Mortierellaceae. The transcript has 2 exons. The annotation marks the transcript as partial.
CGAGAAUUGGAUACGUGCCGACAAGAGCUGAAGGCAUUUCGUAAGGAGCUGGAUGAAUUGUCGGAACAUAUGGCCGAGAUCAGUUCUGAGAUGUUUGAUGCAAAGAACAAAGUCAAUUCAUAUGCACGGCGGCUAGGAGAGGUUGAGCAGGAACUGGCAUCCACUCAGGAAUUGAAUGUGAACCUACAAAUUCAGCUCGAUAACGCGUUGCAAAAGCAGAAACAGACUCACUCUACUACAACUCAAGCGGUUAAAAUGAUUCAAUCUGAUCUUGGCAAGGUCUUCUCUGAUAGCGACACAAUGCGCAUGACACUGGAGGAGCUCGAGACGCGUCAGCUGAAAUGUGAGGGCAAAGUCAUGGAAAUGAUGACAAACACGAGAGAGUAUGCCCAAUUACUGGAGGAGGCUCAGGAGACGAUCCAUACUCUGCGC